Molecule: messenger RNA, 3649 nt
Organism: Lycium ferocissimum
Lineage: Eukaryota; Viridiplantae; Streptophyta; Magnoliopsida; Solanales; Solanaceae
Product: G patch domain-containing protein TGH
Exons: 16
Coding region: 171-3185 (1004 amino acids)
Biological process (GO): mRNA processing
Cellular component (GO): nucleus
Molecular function (GO): RNA binding
Source: RefSeq, a predicted model, not a curated record
ACCGUCAUGAGCCCCGCGGAGUGUAGAAGUGACGCCGUUAGCUAAUAUCCGCUCUCCGGGAGUCGAAUCAACGAUCACAACAUUGUACUAUUAUCAAAUCAAUCAAGGGAGCUAGGUUUUAUAAGUAGCAAUUGGCUGAACCUAUUUUUACCCGUAUGAUAUAGAAAAAAAUGGAUAGCGAUGAGGAAGAUUUCGUGUUCUAUGGAACACCUAUUGAACGAGAGGAAGAUGUCACCACCCGCAAGAAGAAAGCCGUUGCUGAGGCAUCUGGCCAGUUGCGAACCCUUCCCGCUUGGAAACAAGAGGUCACGGACGAAGAGGGACGGAGGAGAUUUCAUGGGGCAUUUACUGGUGGUUUUUCUGCUGGAUACUACAAUACAGUUGGCUCAAAAGAGGGAUGGACUCCACAGACAUUUACGUCGUCUAGGAAAAACAGAGCUGAAGUCAAGCAACAGAGUCUCUUUAACUUCUUGGAUGAUGAUGAGAAAGCUGAAAUGGAGGGUCGUGUAGGGACAUCGAUGCAGUAUGAUACAUUUGGAUUUACUGCUGCGGAACUUGCUCGUAAACAAGCUGAAAAGGAGCAAAAGCAGAGGCCCUCUGCUAUACCUGGACCAGUUCCGGACGAAGUGGUACUUCCAGUGACAGAGUCCAUUGGACUCAUGUUACUGCAGAAGAUGGGAUGGAGACGCGGUCGCUCAAUUAAGAGCUCACAUACUGAUUCACUAUAUAAUGCUAAGAGAGAGGCAAGAAAAGCUUUUCUUGCAUUUUCUUUUGCUGAUGCGGACGCACAACCUUUGAGCUCUGGGCUAGUUGAAGAUGCUACUGAUAAUAUUAUGGAUCUACCAACUGAUGAUGGGAGCCAGUUUUCUAAAAGCACCCCGGUUUAUAUGCUUAACCCAAAGCAAGAUUUGCAUGGUUUAGGCUAUGAUCCCUACAAAAAUGCUCCUGAGUUUAGAGAAAAAAAGAGGUCUCGGCUAUCUAAGGGUAAAGAAACUGGGCAUCAAGAUAGAGUCUUGAAGGACAGCCUAUUUGGUUUCAAAUCAGGAAGGGUUGCUCCUGGAUUUGGUGUCGGGGCUCUUGAAGACCUUGAUGUUGAAGAUGAAGAUGUGUAUGCAUCAGGUUAUGACUUUGAAGAGACUUAUGUUGAAGAAGUUGAAGAGCCUUCAAGACCAAAGGUGGAGAAUCUGAAAAUGUUGGACAGGAAGGCACAUGAUGUUUUACCUGGUUUUAGUGCUGCUUCAAAGUCCGACUAUCAGCUGGAAAGAUUUGAUCCUCCAGUGAUACCGCAGAAUUUUGUUUCCCAUCAUAAGUUUGCAGCUCCCCUCGAAUCUGAUAAUAAGGCUCCUAAUCUCCCUCCCCCUGUUGCCCCUCCCCCAGAGGAUAAUAAUCUUAAAAUAUUGAUUGAAGGGUUGGCUACAUUAGUAGCUCGUUCCGGUAAAUUACUUGAGGACCUUUCCAGAGAAAAAAAUCAGUUCAACCCUCUAUUUGGUUUCCUGAAUGGAGGAAAAGGUCAUGAAUAUUAUGCAAGGAAACUUUGGGAGGAGAGACAGAAACGUAAUGAUCAAGGCAAACAACAGUUGGAUGCAAAAAUGUCUCGGAAAGUGCAGAAGAUGACAGCAGAAAGCCGUGGCCAGAUAUUAGGAGAGAAGCCUAUUGAAAGAAGCUUGAGAGCUGCAAAUUCCUCUGGUAUAUCUGUUGAUGCAAUCAAUCUCUCGUCCAAUCUUUCAGAUACAUUCACCAAACCUGCGUCAAUGAAUGAACUUCUUGAAUCUGCAAAACCUUUUCAAGAUGAUCCUGCUAAGCAGGAAAGGUUCGAGCAGUUUCUGAAGGAUAAAUACCAUGGAGGUCUUCGCCCUAAAGACGGUAGUGGAGCCAGUAAUAUGUCAGAAGCUGCGCGUGCUCGUGAAAGAUUAGAAUUUGAGUCUGUAGCCCAUACAAUAAAUAAAGGAAAACAGGGAAAAGAAAGCGUUCCACCUAAUGAGUUGUUCUCAAGUACGUUAGCUACUGCAGGAUUGCAAUUUACUCCUGGAGCAGCAGAGCUAUCUAAAUUUGGCCAAGAUGAUGGUAUAGCGGCAACAAGUAUGUACCCAAAACGGGAGGAAUUUCAGUGGAGACCUUCAUCUAUUCUGUGCAAGCGCUUUGAUCUUAUUGACCCUUAUAUGGGCAAGCCACCCCCAGCUCCACGCGCGAGGGGCAAAUUGGACUCACUUAUAUAUUUGCCUGAUUCUGUUAAACCUCCAAAGCUUGAAGAUGACGUUUCUGGGAAUAGGAGCCAAUUCUCUCUCCAGGAAGGCCAUAUAGACGGAGGAAAAGAAAUGGCUGACCAGGAAAUUGAGGUUGAUGCAGAACCGGAAAAUGUUGAAAGGCCUGUUGAUUUGUACAAGGCUAUAUUCUCUGAUGAUUCGGAUGAUGAAGCGGAAACUACUAAUCAGAAUGCUGUGGAGGAUCCUCAAACGAAGGUUGAAGCUGUUAAUACAACUUUAAAUCGAUUAAUAGCUGGUGACUUUUUAGAAUCAUUGGGUAAAGAACUGGGUUUGGAGGUUCCCACUGAUAUGCCUAACCCAGAAAAUAAAACCAGUAACCCAGCUAAAAAGGACACUGUUCCGGUAGAUCUGAGAGCAAAAAACAUUAACCAAUCUGGUAAUGGUACAUCAUCUACUUUCGAUGCUGUUUGUGCGGAUUUGUCAGAUCCGGUAUUGGCAGUGGGAGAUAAUAAUCAGAACAUCCCUCGAGAGGGUAGAUCUCCUAUGGAAGGAACUACAGAUAUCAACACUCGGAAAAAUGGUGGCAGGGGAACGGGAACUGAAAGCUACAGGGAAGAUGUUCGAAAGAAUAGGUUUGAAACAGAAGCUCAAAUAAAUAUACAUGCAAAAGCAAAAGGAGAUCAGCACCGAAAUAAGAACAGCAGUUCAUCCGAGGAUGAAAUUGGUAGAAAGCGCAGGCGACGGAACAGAAGCAGCAGUCCAGUGGGGGAUGUAUCUUCUGAUUCAGCCGAGGAUUAUAAAGACCACCGUUCAAGGUCGAGGAGGAAAAGAUCAUCUCAUGAAAAGAGUAGUAGUAAGAGGCACUCAAAGCACCAUAAGCAUAGAAGGAGAGACUCUCGGAGUCCUAGUAGACAUUCCCGUCAUGGUUCAGAAAAAGAACACCGAGAAGCCAAGAGAGAGAAGCGUAAAUACAAGGACUGAAAUGGUUUGACUAUAUGACCUAUUUGAAAUGAUCCGAGUUACUUGAACUUAUGCUGAUUGUAUAUCUAAGAUGUCCCAGAUACAUGGUUUGUUACUGCUGGAAUAGUUCAUGCGCCUUGGUUUUACUAUUUUGUUCCCUUUUCAGUGCUAUGAGCUCUUUCUCUUUGGUCAGGCUAUUGGUGCAAGAAACCGGAUGCUGAAGAUUCACCAGCAACAUCCAUUGACUUGCAAGAUUUGAUAUUGGUUAGGUCUGUUUUCCGGCUUAUUCCCAGUGAUCAAGCUUUUGAUUGUACACAGUUGUAUAAUGGUAUGGUGGGUCUGAAUUCUCCUUCGUGCUUGUGUUACAAAAUGGUUACUUAAUGUUAAAAAUACCAGCUAUAAUUCUUUCUGAAGUCUUCGGGAUUCGUUAUGUAUGUUGUAUGUGAUUCCCUAUUUAAUCCAUGAGCAAGACGGUUUAUUUGUUC